Messenger RNA from Amaranthus tricolor (Joseph's coat), 1111 nucleotides. Its product is annotated as phosphoprotein ECPP44-like. Gene Ontology annotation, biological process: response to water. The record is from RefSeq and is a predicted model, not a curated record. The transcript has 2 exons. Bases 359 to 898 code for a protein of 179 amino acids. Gene Ontology annotation, cellular component: membrane. Lineage: Eukaryota; Viridiplantae; Streptophyta; Magnoliopsida; Caryophyllales; Amaranthaceae.
UUUCCCAAUCUCAAGGCCAUAACCCAACUUAUCAGCAGCAGGCACAUGGCUUAAUUUAAUAAGCUCCAUACUCGCCAAACUAAGCAACCAGAGCUUUUAUAUCGUUCAUGGACCGACAUUUCAGUAGAUACAUCCCCUCUAACAAAUACAGAAAGAAACAUAAAUGCACACAAAUAUUUGCAGAACUUUAGAUCAAGUUCCAAGAUAUUUUAUUAGUCUUCAGGUGGUUCCUAUUCUACUAUAAAAGGGUGGGCAAUUCUCAAAUGAUCAUCAUCAACAAUUGAAAUACAUCCAUCUCAAAAAUCCCUCACUAAAUCACUUAGAAAAUCAUUAGUAUUUUAGACAGACCAGUUAAAAAAUGUCGAAUCCAUAUCAAUCUGAGAUCACUGAGACCGAUGCUAAGGAACGCGGUCUCUUCGAUUGCUUUGGAAAGAAGGACGAGGCACCCAACAAAAAUGUUGUUGUGGAAGAUAAAGAAAAGCUCCAACGUUCAAACAGUAGCAGCUCUAGCUCAUCAGAAGAAGAGGUGGAGGAAGAUGGGGUGAAGAUAAAGAGGAAGAAGAAGGGACUAACAGACAAGAUCAAGGAAAAGCUUCCGGGUCACAAAGACGAUGAAGCUGCUGCUGUUCAUGAAAAUGAUCAUAACAAUAAUCAUCAUCAACAAGAUGAAAACCCAGAAGAGAAGAAGGGUUUUCUAGAGAAGAUCAAAGAGAAGUUGCCGGGGCAUCACAAGGACGACGCUGUUCCUCCUCAGCCUCCAGCCGCACCUCAUUUUGGAGCGGAUGGACACUGUGGAGGAGCACAGGAGCCUCAGGAUAAGAAAGGGUUUUUAGAAAAGAUCAAAGAGAAGCUUCCUGGUGGACAUAAGGAUGCUGAUGAAACCAAGAAAGAUCAUUAAUUUGAUUGACUUUGAUCCAUGGUAGUUUGCUUGUAGUUUAUGUCUUAGAGUCUGUUAAGGCCAUCUUUGUUUUCUGCAGUUUCUGUUUUCCCUCAGCUUUUGUGUUUGUUUGUUUCAUAUUGUAAGAUGAUUAUGUUUGGUUCCAGCUUCUGCAUUUGUGACUAGUGCAUGAAAUAUUUCUGAGAUUUGAAUUACAUUGUUUCAGUUAGAGUC